Molecule: messenger RNA, 1224 nt
Organism: Gossypium raimondii (Peruvian cotton)
Lineage: Eukaryota; Viridiplantae; Streptophyta; Magnoliopsida; Malvales; Malvaceae
Product: deaminated glutathione amidase, chloroplastic/cytosolic
Exons: 9
Coding region: 30-1001 (323 amino acids)
Molecular function (GO): hydrolase activity, acting on carbon-nitrogen (but not peptide) bonds, in linear amides
Source: RefSeq, a predicted model, not a curated record
UUGUCGGAUUCAAAAAAAAAAAAAAAUCUAUGUUAAAUUGCUGUCUCCAUUUCUGUCUCAACGGCGCUCGUCUUCCUCGUCCGCUCAGAUCAAGCCACGUCAAUUCGUACUCUAACUUUUCAGCGGUCCGGUCAAGCGCCGACUCAGCCAUGGCAGCACUCAACUCAGUCCGAGUAGCCGCGGUUCAGAUGACCUCCGUCAACGAUCUCGCCUCCAAUUUCUCCACUUGUUCUCACCUCGUCAAAGAAGCAGCUUCAGCUGGGGCAAAAAUGAUUUGUUUCCCUGAAAGUUUCUCCUUUCUGGGUCCCAAGUCUGAGGAUAGUCUUUUGGUUGCAGAAGCUUUAGAUGGACCAAUUAUGCAAAAAUAUUGCUCUUUAGCAAGAGAAUAUAGCAUUUGGUUGUCCCUUGGAGGUUUCCAAGAGAAAGGACAUGAUGCACACUUGCGAAACACGCAUGUUAUAGUUGAUGAUGCUGGCAACAUUAGAAGCACUUACAGUAAGAUACACUUGUUUGAUGUGGAUGUUCCUGGAGGAUCAACAUACAGGGAAAGCAGCUUUACUGAACCAGGGAAGGAUAUUGCUGCAGUAGACAGUCCUAUUGGACGUUUGGGAUUGACGAUCUGCUAUGAUUUGAGAUUCCCAGAAAUUUACCAGCAGUUACGGUUCAAUCAUGAUGCACAGGUCAUAUUGGUACCUUCAGCUUUUACCCCGGUUACUGGUCAGGCACAUUGGGAGAUUCUUCUUCGUGCUCGUGCAAUCGAGACUCAGUGUUACGUCAUUGCUUCUGCUCAAGCUGGAAAGCACAACAAGACAAGAGAAAGCUACGGUGACACACUAAUAAUUGAUCCAUGGGGCACAGUAGUUGGCCGAUUACCAGAUCGAUUAUCAACUGGUAUCACCGUAGCUGAUAUCGAUUUGUCAUUGAUAGAUUCAGUGAGGAAAAAGAUGCCAAUUGCAGAGCAACGGAAACCAUUUGACUUCUGGAGACCUGCAUCCUUAUAGUUCUCGAAGAUGAUGGCCUGUUACCUUCAUUCAUAUAUGUAAGUCAAAGCCACUUUGAAUCCCUAAUGCACACUCGAAGGCAUGUUAGUUGAUUAAUAAGGAUAGUUCUUACAGCUCUCUUGCGUCACUGUAUCAUUUGGAUUCUGUUAUGUAAUAAACAUGCAUGAAAAGCUUUAAAGCAAACCUUGUCAAUAUCUAGUCUUGCAAAGUCUAUUUUUCAUCA